CGCUGCGAGUCCCGGUGGCGGGGAGUUGGAGGUCAUCUCAAUCUUUCUGAUUUUUGAAGACUACUUCAGCCAUACAGAACUUUUACUCAUAAGUUGAAUUGCCUGGUUUAGGAGUACUUGAAAUUCUCAUUUGUUUGUACAAUAACUUGGAGCUCUUUUUAUUGGUAUUGGAAGUUAGUGCAACUCUGCCAACAUGUCGUAUAUGUUACCCCAUCUCCACAAUGGUUGGCAAGUUGAUCAGGCCAUUCUGUCAGAGGAAGAUCGCGUUGUCGUCAUUCGUUUUGGUCAUGACUGGGAUCCAACUUGCAUGAAGAUGGACGAGGUGUUGUACAGUAUUGCUGAAAAGGUGAAAAAUUUUGCUGUUAUUUACCUUGUGGAUAUCACCGAGGUACCAGACUUCAACAAGAUGUACGAGUUAUAUGAUCCAUGUACUGUUAUGUUUUUCUUCCGAAAUAAGCAUAUCAUGAUUGACCUGGGUACUGGUAACAACAACAAAAUUAAUUGGCCAAUGGAAGACAAGCAGGAGAUGAUUGAUAUCGUUGAAACAGUUUACAGAGGAGCUCGCAAGGGACGGGGUCUUGUGGUAUCGCCAAAAGACUACUCCACAAAAUACAGAUAUUGAAGCAUUGUGCAAGCACAAAUGAACAAUUUGCCAUAUACUUCAUCCUGGAUUACUACCGUUGUAAAUAAAACACCAGCCUUCCGACUUUAUUUCUGUUUAGACAUUUGCACUGAAUACCCUCAUUAUUUUAUAUUGUAUAAUGCAAAACAUGUGUACUGUAAAUGAAUGGAAAAUUGUGGUUGUUUUCUGCUGUCAUUAAAAGAAACUUUGGAAUAUUUGCCCUCAUAACUUUUACAUAUAUGUGACCCAACUGCGUGGCAAUAAAUUAUAUUUCUAGUUUAGAAAAUUUGAAUCAUUACAGUUUGUGCCUUUUUGACAUCCAAGUAAAAAUAGAACAGCUCAUGACUAAUGGGAGGUUGUUUAUUAUGUUGCUCUUUUAGCAUGAUUGGAAAGGCAUAAGUCAACAUCUCUACUUGUAAUAGCAGUUGUGUUAUUUGUGUUUACAAGACAAGAUUUUUUGGUUAUCUGCCACAUGGUGGCUGACUUUCUGAAGAUAUAAAUUAUAAACUAUCUGAAUAAAAAAUGUUAUUAUUUGUA
Hypanus sabinus (Atlantic stingray) is the source of this 1159-nucleotide messenger RNA. RefSeq names its product thioredoxin-like 4A (gene txnl4a). The record is from RefSeq and is a predicted model, not a curated record. The transcript has 4 exons. Gene Ontology annotation, biological process: mRNA splicing, via spliceosome. The coding region runs from base 194 to 622 and encodes 142 amino acids. NCBI's taxonomy places the organism in Eukaryota, Metazoa, Chordata, Chondrichthyes, Myliobatiformes, Dasyatidae. Gene Ontology annotation, cellular component: U5 snRNP; U4/U6 x U5 tri-snRNP complex; spliceosomal complex.